Cavia porcellus (domestic guinea pig) is the source of this 2573-nucleotide messenger RNA. It is a transcript of the gene Siah1, whose product is annotated as siah E3 ubiquitin protein ligase 1. Bases 654 to 1502 code for a protein of 282 amino acids. The transcript has 2 exons. Gene Ontology annotation, biological process: multicellular organism development; proteasome-mediated ubiquitin-dependent protein catabolic process. Gene Ontology annotation, cellular component: cytoplasm. Gene Ontology annotation, molecular function: ubiquitin protein ligase activity; ubiquitin conjugating enzyme binding; zinc ion binding. Lineage: Eukaryota; Metazoa; Chordata; Mammalia; Rodentia; Caviidae. The record is from RefSeq and is a predicted model, not a curated record.
GCUGUGCAGCAUUGAUGUGGGAGCCCUGAGAAACUGACCGGCUGGCUGGGCGGUCUACUGGGGCGCUGGGGGCCGGCCGGCGGGCAGGCAGGGCUUGGGUGCGGCCCCGCCCACAGGCCCGCCCCAGUGGUGGCCCCGCCCUGGGCUGGGCCCAGCGACCCGGCGCAGCCUGGCCGGCCGGAGUCAGCUGGUUUUCUUAGCCGGGGCGGUUCCCAAGGCCACAGCCUGUCGGAGAGGAACCGGCUGGAGAUACCUCAGGGCGCCCGGUCUGCGCUGUGUGGCAGUUGGCGGAAGCCUGGCCGUUGACACUGAGCAGGACAACUUUUUAGGCGGACGGAGGCCAGCGCCGCUGUGGCUCCCAUUUUUGGAGCCGCAGGCGAAUUUGCGCGCAGGGAGGUGUGGUCACCGGCUGGGCCGAAGGCCUUUCCUCUGCGUCUGUGGUUGGACGUUGAUCCCGGGAGCCAGUGGAUGAAAGCCUCCCCUGAGCCCCGACGGUGGCCCGGAGCGGCCUGUGGCGCGGACUGUCUGCCGCAGGGACGCCAUGCGCCGCCCCACGGCCCCUGCCGGGGAAACCCGUCCGGCCCGCUCUGCGCACCUGGAGGGGAGUCUUGCUCGCGUGUCUACCAACGACUAGGGCGAGGAAGGGCGGAGAAAUGAGCCGUCAGACUGCCACUGCACUGCCCACCGGUACCUCCAAGUGCCCACCGUCUCAGCGCGUGCCCGCCCUGACCGGCACGACUGCAUCCAACAAUGACCUGGCCAGUCUGUUCGAGUGUCCCGUCUGCUUUGACUAUGUGCUGCCACCCAUUCUCCAGUGUCAGAGUGGCCAUCUUGUCUGUAGCAACUGUCGCCCCAAGCUCACAUGUUGUCCGACUUGCCGGGGCCCCUUGGGAUCCAUUCGCAACCUGGCGAUGGAGAAGGUGGCCAACUCAGUACUUUUCCCUUGUAAAUAUGCCUCUUCUGGGUGUGAAAUAACUCUGCCCCACACAGAGAAAGCAGACCACGAGGAGCUGUGCGAGUUCAGGCCUUACUCCUGCCCCUGCCCUGGUGCUUCCUGCAAGUGGCAAGGCUCCCUGGAUGCUGUCAUGCCCCACCUGAUGCACCAGCACAAGUCCAUCACCACCCUGCAGGGGGAGGACAUUGUCUUCCUUGCCACAGACAUUAACCUCCCUGGUGCCGUGGACUGGGUGAUGAUGCAGUCCUGUUUCGGCUUUCACUUCAUGCUGGUCUUGGAGAAACAGGAGAAGUACGAUGGUCACCAGCAGUUCUUCGCAAUUGUGCAACUGAUAGGAACUCGUAAGCAGGCUGAAAACUUUGCUUACCGACUUGAGCUGAACGGUCAUAGGCGGCGAUUGACUUGGGAAGCCACGCCUCGGUCUAUUCACGAGGGAAUUGCAACAGCCAUCAUGAAUAGUGACUGCCUGGUCUUUGAUACCAGCAUUGCACAGCUCUUUGCAGAAAAUGGCAAUUUAGGCAUCAAUGUAACGAUUUCCAUGUGUUGAAAUGGCAGUCAAACACUUUUGGGCCAGUGUUUAAAACUGUUGCCUUCAGUUUCACAGAGAAUGUCUGCCUGCCAGUCUUAAACUCUCGCUGGACACAGGAAGGUAAAUAAACGAAAGGCUUUAAAUACAGGAAACAGUUGCAUGUAGUAACACUAAUAUAUUUAAAAAUAAGUCAACAGUAAACCACUGAAAAGUAUAUAUAUAUAUAUAUAUGUAUAUGUGUAUAUAUAUAUAUACACACAUACACACACCCCCAGGAUGGGCAUCUUUUGUAUUAAGAAAGGAAGCAUUGUAAAAUAAUUCUGAAUUUUGUGUUUGUUGUAGAUUGAUUGUAAUGUUGGCGAAUCCCGGUUUUUGUUUCACUUUGUUUUUGUUCUGUGUCUGGCGCCUCUGUUUUUUCCUGUAAUUGAAAGCCAUUGGGUGGUCCAGCCACCGCUCUCCCCUUCACGAGUUGACAUAGUGCUGCUGUGGUUCUGUUUUUUUACCCGGUGUGUGAGUGUAUUUGCUAAUUUUUAUUAAUUCUAGUUUUUCAUUAAAUAAACUACUUUCUUUUCUGUAAUUCAGGGCUUUCCUCACUUCUUUUGUACCUUUUUAAGGUUAGUGUCCUUUGAAAUGCAUAAUUGUUUAUGGUGCCAUCAGUCCGUGGGCCCAGUGCAUUCUUUCCUCAUUAAUCAGUUCACUAGGAGGCUUUUACACGCUAGGCUGUGAGCCCCUGAAAGGAGCCCUCAGAACUAUGGAAAGCUACUUAAAGCCGCUCAGAGAUGCUCUCUGUCUGUCUCUCACCCUUUCCCUUUGCGUUUGCGUUACACCCUCAGGCUUAUUCUUUGAAAGGUUAGGGAAUAAAUCCUGAAUUACCUAAAUACUGAAAAACCAGGCUCUUUUCUUUUUCAGAUACUUGGACAAAUCACAUGUUUAAAAUUUGUUCUUGUAUUUAUUGGUUUUGCAAAAGAAAACAUCAUCAUUCACAGUAUUUGUAAUUAAAAAAUCAUUUGUUUAAAAAGACAGUUUGCAAAAAAAAUGUUUUUGGUCUUUUAUAAUUCUCAUUAAAAGAUUAUCUGACAAAUUACAAAA